Molecule: messenger RNA, 750 nt
Organism: Nomia melanderi (Alkali bee)
Lineage: Eukaryota; Metazoa; Arthropoda; Insecta; Hymenoptera; Halictidae
Biological process (GO): cytoplasmic microtubule organization; mitotic spindle midzone assembly; positive regulation of cytokinesis
Cellular component (GO): mitotic spindle pole; midbody; mitotic spindle midzone
Molecular function (GO): microtubule binding
Source: RefSeq, a predicted model, not a curated record
AUGACCUGUUUCGGCGGUCGCGACGAGCGUAUCUACAUGGCCGAGAUGCUGGUGCACAAGCUGACGCUGACCAAAGGGAAGACGAAGGACAUAGGCGAGUUCCCGAUCGCGAUAAAGAUCAAGUUCCUCGACUUCCCUGUGUUCGAGAUCACCCGGCAGGACUUCUACUCGUACGAGCCUCCGCCGGCCGAGGACGAAGGCUGCAGUCUGCGCUUUAUGAUCGGCAGAAGCUGCAUGUUCGUGAUGCAGCCGAUGGACCUGGUACGGGAUCUGCAAUCGAGGCCGCUGAAAGUCGGCGUUUUCCGGGUGGGCGACACUUAUCCGACCGCGGAGACGGAGGUCACGUUGCCCGGCUGCCUCUGCGACCAAGUCGCUAUGAGCCAGAACGAUCCGGAGAACCUGCCGAAACCGUUCGCUGUCACAGGGAAGUACAACCUGACGGAUCCAGGCGGCAACCCCUCCGGCACGCUGGAAAUGGAGCUGAAGCUGCUCUGCUUCGGCAGGUCCCUGAUGACCCACUACGAGCUCCAUCCACUGUUCUUCGUGUUCAGGAAUCAGGACAAGGAGCGGGAGUUCUGCGUGAGAAGGCUGGUGCCUGCUAGCUACCAUCCGGAGGGACUUGGCAAAGACGCCACGCAAUUUCCGGAUAGGACCACGCUGGACGAAUUGAAAGGGAUCGAUCCAGCUGCGCCACGGAAGAAGGAGAAGAAAGGGAAGAAGGAUAAGACAGGGAAGAAGCGUAAGAAGUGA